Messenger RNA from Penicillium oxalicum, 354 nucleotides. RefSeq lists its product as uncharacterized. Lineage: Eukaryota; Fungi; Ascomycota; Eurotiomycetes; Eurotiales; Aspergillaceae. The record is from RefSeq and is a predicted model, not a curated record. The transcript has 4 exons. The coding region runs from base 1 to 354 and encodes 117 amino acids.
AUGCGCCCGUCUUCUCAUGAUGCCGAGUUCACUCUCACAACUCAGCUGACCCAAGGACUGGAAGACUGCAGCUGGGAAGAGCUGCAGGAAAAGUACAUGGAAGCCAUGGAUGAACACAGCCGGGUUGAAGACAAUUUACGUGUCGAGACGGCGAAGUUGCUCGAGGUGUUCACAAUCUGGUCUCAAACUACCAUACUGCAAGACGAGAAACGUGCCCUCAAGCGGUUCAAAACGCAGAUGCAACACGUUCAAAACUCUGAAGUGAACCUCGAGAGCAAGAAGAAGCACUACACGGACGUUGUCAGGGCAUUCCAGAGCGCCUUGGCCUUGCUCAACGAGCAGAUGAGGUACUAA